Messenger RNA from Brienomyrus brachyistius, 1749 nucleotides. Its product is annotated as zinc finger protein Gfi-1b-like. NCBI's taxonomy places the organism in Eukaryota, Metazoa, Chordata, Actinopteri, Osteoglossiformes, Mormyridae. The record is from RefSeq and is a predicted model, not a curated record. Gene Ontology annotation, biological process: regulation of transcription by RNA polymerase II. Gene Ontology annotation, molecular function: DNA-binding transcription factor activity; RNA polymerase II cis-regulatory region sequence-specific DNA binding.
AUGCCUCGCUCAUUCCUGGUCAAGAGUAAGAGGGCAGGAUCGCACUCUCUGCGACCUCUAGAUGAGAGUCCCAGGUCGACCAUCUCCACUCACCGAACUGAGCAGCCCUGUAGACUCUCGGCGGAGCCACCGUCGCCGGGGCCUCCCCCCCCGAAUGCCACGUCACUUGCUGUGGAGCCUCAGUGUCGAGACACCCCCUCCCCAUGCCCUCGUCACACCCUCCAGCUUCCAGGCUCUGUGACGGACGGCCACCAACACCCUGCUUGGUCCUCAGAGCACUCAGACCACAUAGCAGUGCCGACUUUGUUGCCCUCUCCAUCAUUGCCGUGGGCCCCACUGUGUUCUGGGGUUCCGCAGAAAGAGUUACAUUUUGAGAAACUGCUGAAUACCAUCCUGAACCACCAGCAGGGGGCGCCGGAUCAAGGAGAGCUUGGUAACCACCAUUGCUCUGUAUGCAGGUGUCUCGCGUGUAGCAAGAUGUUUCCCUCUGCCUCGAGUUUGGACACUACUCAUAUGAUCUGGUCACGUGACACGAGGCUGACUGUCCCAUUGGCUGCUUACAGCAACGAGCGCGCCCCGCCAUAUAACUUCAGGCCGGACACAGGAGUAAAUGGCAGAGUAAAGGAGAGGAAUUUCACCUGCAAGGUGUGCGGCAAGGUGUUCAAGCGCUCGUCCACUCUGUCCACACACCUACUCAUCCACUCGAACACGCGGCCCUACCCCUGCCAGUACUGCAGCAAGCGCUUCCACCAGAAGUCUGACAUGAAGAAGCACACCUUCAUCCACACAGGCGAGAAGCCCCACGUCUGCCAGGUGUGCGGCAAGGCCUUCAGCCAGAGCUCGAACCUCAUCACGCACAGCCGCAAGCACGACGGAUACCGUCCCUUCCCCUGUCCCAGCUGCCACCGGGGCUUCCAGCGCAAGGUGGACCUGCGGCAACACCAGGAACUGCACUGCGGACACAACGGCGUAUUCGCGGAGAGCUGAGGGAAAAAGCUACACGCACACAUGCACGCGCAGCGCGCCUAACACGUCAACCUGUGGCAUUAAACAAACCACUCACCUCCAUUGCUCGGCCCACACAUCAUGACUCUGACUGUGUACAUUCACAAAUUUUAAUUUCCCAUCGCCAGUCACGCACUGCCUCUGCGCCUAAAGGGCCACGACCUUUGCCAUUCUGUUAUGGCGAUACGGCCCACACACAGGCUGAACAGAAAGCCCUCUGUACAUGACGACACUGUUUCAGCGAGGACUGUGCACCAGAAUGCCCCCCCCCAUUCCACCCCACCCCCCAGGCGGCCGUCAUUUCUGGAAUCUCUCCCGCGGCGCUUACUUUACUUUUUUUCUGAGCUUCUGGGUAUCAUAAAAUGCUAUCGGCAUUUCAAAGGAACAGCACUGGUUAGUUCUUACUGUAUACAUCGCUGCAGGAUUUCCACUUUGGUGGUGAGACGAAUGAAUCGCAAAGCUUGCUUCCUGUCAUUAACUUGUAUGCAUCGGGCAGUGAGCCCCACUGUUCACACAGCUUAACUCGGUGCGAAAAGGUUAAAAAUACCCAUCAUCAUGGAUCAGCAGAAUGCAUUCGAGCUGCAGCAGUUACUUGGUUAAAUUACAGCCGCUCCUCAGAAAACCAGAACGGCUUCAGGAAAGUCCCCCAUUUGCCUGUUUGGUUUGUUAGACUCAAACUGCCUUUAAACAAAUGUGCCAGGGAAGCAGCGUUAUGUUGGGAUAAGACUCCUUCUGCUCUCAGAC